Molecule: messenger RNA, 132 nt
Organism: Pyricularia pennisetigena
Lineage: Eukaryota; Fungi; Ascomycota; Sordariomycetes; Magnaporthales; Pyriculariaceae
Exons: 1
Coding region: 1-132 (43 amino acids)
Source: RefSeq, a predicted model, not a curated record
AUGCAUGCGACCAUGUCGUGGUCGGACCUCUUCGUGGCCAUGCUAAAGAUGACGACUUUUGCCUUUGUCUUCGGCACGUCGCGGUCCAGAGACUUUGGGCUUGCAUCCCCGAAUUGCCGCUCUCCCAAUUAA